AUGUCAUUUGGUAGAACACCCAACAUUGAUAUUUACAAAAUAACUCCACCUGAACGUGGAAGUUUUCCUUUGGAUCAUGAAGGUGAGUGUAAAAAACUUAUGUUGGAAUAUUUAAAAUGUUUAAAACAAAAUAAUGGAAAUAAUGGAAAUUGUAGGCAUUUAUCAAAAUCAUAUUUAAAAUGUCGAAUGGAAAAAGGGUUAAUGCUUUCUGACGACAUGAAAAAUCUUGGAUUUCAUGAUGAAAGUAGUAACAAUCAAAUUAUAUAG
Messenger RNA from Entrophospora sp. SA101, 267 nucleotides. The record is from the annotation of a GenBank genome assembly. NCBI's taxonomy places the organism in Eukaryota, Fungi, Glomeromycota, Glomeromycetes, Entrophosporales, Entrophosporaceae.